CUCCCCUGUGCUUCAACACUGAAAUCAAAACUGAACUUUUCAUGCUAGCUUAACAUUAUUGUUACAGGGAAAUUCAUGCUCAAAUAAGUUGGAGUCGAAAUCGAAGUCGAAGAACUCUAAGACGGCCAAAGAGAUGGUAGGUAGUUGUGAUCGUAAAACUGAAGAAUCAGCCGCCAAAAGUAAGAAGCAAAAUUUGGCAGACGACACAAUUCAAGGUCUUGGCCCAUCAUGCAAUUAUUUGAAGUUUAUCAUCAAUACGGCGCCCGGUGAUGUAUAUAAAAAUACUUCAAUCCCAUUGCCCGCUUCGGUUUGGCAUUAUGACGAAGAUCGACAAACUUAUGUAAAUGAGGUUGACGUUGAAGAGUUCCUUAGAGGGGCGUGCCUCAACAUUUCAGUGAUCCAAGUCUAUAUGAUGUGUUUAUUCCACGAACACACCUUUGCAUUUGACAACUCUCAGAUUGGGUUUGUUUGUCUCGAGGCAAUGUCAAGCUCUAGAAUCAAGGCCAACCCUCAGGCUGCAUCAAUGUAUUUGAAAGUAGUUUUCAAUGCUGAAAUUGAAAAGGAGAAGAAGGGUGAUCCUAACAUUACCAAGUGGUUUUUGAUCCCAUACAAUCAAGAGUAA
This is a messenger RNA of Spinacia oleracea (spinach), 622 nucleotides long. RefSeq lists its product as uncharacterized. The transcript is spliced from 2 exons. The coding region runs from base 134 to 622 and encodes 162 amino acids. The record is from RefSeq and is a predicted model, not a curated record. NCBI's taxonomy places the organism in Eukaryota, Viridiplantae, Streptophyta, Magnoliopsida, Caryophyllales, Amaranthaceae.